AGACUCACGGUCAGACCGCGGGAGGGACCUGGGAGCGGCCACGGUCCCAAUCAUCAGACCCAGCCUGUGGAACUCGGUCUUGGGCAAGCAUCGUCUGGCGUGCAUCCGAAGAGUCUUUAGCUCCCUCCACCCUCACCUUUGCUUGCUUUUGGUCUUCUGUUGGAAUGCCGCAUAUCCUGCUCCCUCCUCCCAUCUCCAGGAUUACUUUAUCCUUAGGAGAGCAAGAGCUCAAACAGAGAAAGAGCCUGCCCUUUGGAUCCCGGACCAGCCGCUGUCCACCUGUUCACUUCCACACUAUCCUCACAUCUCCAUCAUGACACCCCUGCUCCCGGUGUUCCUGGUGGUUCUGGUGGGCCUGCCUGUGGCCCAGGCUCUGGAGUGCCACGUGUGUGCCUACAAUGGAGAAAACUGCUUCAAACCCAUGCGAUGCCCAGCCAUGGCCACCUACUGCAUGACCACACGUACUUACUUCACCCCAUACCGGAUGAAAGUGAGGAAGUCGUGUGUACCCAGCUGCUUUGAGACUGUGUAUGAUGGAUACUCCAAGCAUGCAUCUGCCACCUCCUGUUGCCAGUAUUAUCUCUGCAAUGGGGCUGGCUUUGCUACCCCAGUGACCUUGGCCCUGGUCCCGGUACUCCUGGCCACCUUCUGGAGCUUGCUGUAAAGCUCUGUUCCCCUAGGCAGACCCACUCAAACGCAAAGCUCUUAAAAGACACAGUUGCAUCCUCUCACCCUCUUGCUCCACCCAACCCUCUUCCCUCUGAGACUCCUCAGCCACAAUGAGGGCCCAUGGCUACCUACAACAGACUGAUGACACCCAGAUACCUCACUCCAAGGCCAUAACCUUUUGUUUUCAGAAGGCUGAUACACGGAUCUAAAUCUCUUUACCCAGGAUCAGGGGCAUCCGGGAGAGUGCUGUUUGCGGGGCGAGGGGCAUCAUUCAGUCAGUUAAGGAACACUGAUUUGAAGGAAUUAGUGGCCAAAUUCCACCUUCAUGGCAUCAGGACCCUGCCUCAGUCUACCCAGCAGAGGAUAGAUAGGUCUGCUAGAGGGGGAUGAAAGAUCAUGAAAGAUCAUGAACAAAGAAAGACUCAGCAGAGCUGUCUCCUACUGAGUCUAGCAGCUGCCCAGGGCAAGUAUGAGACGGAGGCCAUGUGAGAAAGCCUUUUGUCAUUUCCAGCUAGCUCAGGAACUCUGCCAGACCUGGUGUCAGGACAGCUCUUGGCCAAGGGUAGCUAGCAAUGGCUUUAUUUCCAUGGGCCACUAAGAUCUCUCCAGCCCCAGCAGCUUAGCAGGCCCCUUGACCUCCACUACACCCCCUCACCCUCACACUGGCUGCUGGGUCUUGAGGCUGGCAGGGACAUGGGGGCAGGUGGCCCAUGCUAUAUUUUGUCUGGCCUGUACGCUGGCCAGAGCUAUUCUGGGCAUGGCCGAAAGGGAACAGAGGCAGGUCAGAGCAGGCUAGUUGGGGUGACUGGGACGGCAAGGCAGACUUCAGCAGGCUUCCCAGGUCCUGUAGGCAGCUUCUGUAUCCUCUUGUCGCUUGGUAAAUUAUGGGGAGACAAAUUCACAGGGAGCCAGCCCAAGUCCCGGGUGACUGCCUGUGAAGUUGAUUGUGACUGAAGUCUUCUGGGUAUCAAGACUCCAAAGAACCCAGCCCCAAUUUAGGAGACACCGAUCUGCCUUUCAUGCCAGUGUAGUUGACCCAGGGAGCCUUACCCUCCUCUCUGACUCAUGUGCCACUGUUCCCCAACUCAUGUGCCACUGAGGAAACCCCCUGAAGCUGGCCCAGCCCAGGGGUCAGGAUGUUGGCCAGCGUCCAUGUAGUGGGAUUACCCAUGGCUGGCUAUAGGAGAGUCUUAUUGGUCACCACAUCCUACUGGUCACACAUCCUGAAUGCUUUUCUCAGACCAACCAGCUGUAGGAGCUCAGAAGACAGAGGCCCAUCCUGGGGACCUUCCUCUCUGUUCUUAGGCAGACCUGAUCUCUGCUGCUGAGACUGAUGUCGUUUUCUGCCUCUGUUUCCUCCUCUGGGGACAGGCUACUCCAUGGGGAGAUAGAAUCCUGUUGGUGGGCUUGCCCAGAUCCUCAGGAAUAGGAACUGUGCGGCUCUAUUACAAAGAUGAAUUGGGUGGGAAAUGGCCCAGAGAUGAGGAGACAUUGACUACCCAGAAAGAAUAUGAGUCUCAUGGGAGGUCACGAGUAGGGGGGUGGGGAGCACACGUGCAUAUGUACACACAGUGACGACAGAGGCCAGAAGGCAGCACUGGUUAUGGUGUCCCCUGAGGUCCAGGCAGGCUGCUGGGAGGAAGCCAGAGCUGCCCCUACCCAUGCUUACAUACAACACACACACACACACACACACACACACACACACACACACACACACAGCAAGCAGCAUUGGAACUGACCUAUGGAAGCCACAGGGUUCUGGUAAGGAGGGUCAGAGGCAGGUCCCUGACUCAGUGGGUGAGGCCUGGGAAACAUUACCCUGCUUGUGCAAGUCCAUUGUCCCCAGUCAGGUGGCAUCCUGGGCCAGAACUGGGCCAGAACUGGGAGGAGGCCCGAGACUAGGUCCUCCCUCCCACCACAAGGGGGCGAUGUGGAAGAGGCCCUUGAUUGAGAGACCUGUGGUUGAGAGCGUUGCGGUGUUAGGGGCAGUUUCCCAUGUCUCAUGACACCAUCCCGACAGGCCCCAGAGUGUCCACACUGCCACCCCUCCCUAGCCUGUCCUUGGUGCUUAGCACAGAGCCCCAGAAGGUGCUCAAUUAACACAGGGCCAAGCCUGCCAGUGGGAGGUGCACGUUAGGGGCACAGUGCCAGAUGGCUUGUCCUAAAGCCUGUCUGCAGGUGACUCUGCACCCUCCACAACAGUUCUGCAAAGUGUGCACGUGCAUGCGUGUGUGUGUGUGUGGGGGGGUCAUUUUUGCACCCCUUUGACAGGUAAAGAAACUGAGGCAGAGAGGAGUGAAGCACUUAGUUUUCCCGGGUCACCCGGCCACCUCAUCUGCUUAGUACCAAAUCAUUCUACUAUGGGUGUUCUUCCAACAGCUGGGGAGGUCUUUGAGGCUGCAGACCCUCGGGAUGACCAUGGCUUCAUAAACCAGAGAAUCUCAGAAUGCAAAGUUGUGAAAGCUUAUGGAACGGAGGCCUUAGAAGGGGACAUCAGAACUGGAGGUGGGGGGGGGGGGGCUAGAGAGUAGGCCAGGGGUGCCCAGCCCUGUGUGAGGAUACGUAGAGAAGGAACGCAGGAUGGAGUGAGACAAAGCAACCAAGUACCAUCAGCCGUCACAGGCUGACCUUGCCUCUGUCAGGCACUAGGGCUCAAGGCAGUGGGUGUUCUCACACUAGGGUAGACAGCAGCCCUUCAACAUGGAUGGUGUCCGGGGCGGCUGGCGGUGGUUAUCUACAGAGUUGCAUUCUGGAAGCAGCUGGGAAGUCACUGGAGAGAGGCUGCUGGAUGGAACCGUGAUACCACAGAGUGUAUGAGUGCAUGUGGGGUUUGAUGAAGCCAGGUCAACACAUGAAGCUAAGGCAUGCCACAGAGGUGUCUGCUCUAGCCCAUCAGAGAGAAGCUGCCAGCAGUCACGCUCUGCCGCCCGCCAUGUCUGUGGUUGGCUUCCCCAAAACGGAUAAGGGGAAGGGGGUGGGGCAGACCACCUCCGUCUUCAUCUUGUGCUGUGAGCAUGGGAGUUCACAUUCUGAAACUCUAGAAUGAUUUCCAGGAGUAGGGCGGCCCCUUGUUUCGGUGCUUGGUUACUUUCUAGCAAGUACCAUGGCAUCCUGCAGCAUGGCUUGCCCUGGGUUCCUCGGGCACAGGCUCACACUCCAGCCAUCUUACUGGCGAAAAGACAGUGACAGGACCCACUCAGCUGGCUCUUGGAGGCCAGUGUCAAGCCCGGGGCCUGCACAGAGGAGGCCCCAAAGGAUGCGUGGAUACAUGCUGCCUGGCACUUCCCUGGGUUGUAUCUCUGCCAACCCUAAGCUCUCACCCAGCAAGGACAUGGAAUCCACUUUUAUGCCACAGGAUCCCUCCCCCCUAGCCAACCCCAUGUACCUGUACUUCAGAGUGGUCAAUGUCAAUGUCCCCCCACUGAAUGAAUAAACAAAUGAAGGACA
This is a messenger RNA of Peromyscus californicus insignis, 4119 nucleotides long. RefSeq names its product Ly6/neurotoxin 1 (gene Lynx1). The transcript has 6 exons. NCBI's taxonomy places the organism in Eukaryota, Metazoa, Chordata, Mammalia, Rodentia, Cricetidae. The record is from RefSeq and is a predicted model, not a curated record. The coding region runs from base 314 to 664 and encodes 116 amino acids.